AAGCAGUGCGCAGGCGCAGAACAAACGGUCGCGGUGAGUUUGAAAAUCCACAAACGCCCCGGAAUGGCUUCAUGUUUUUAGCUUUUAGAAAUGUAAUACAAUGGCAGAACAACAGAGCCGUUCGCUGAUUUCGGAACCAGAUUCUCUUUCGAGCCGUUCACUAAACAGAAGUUUGAGAAUUUUCGAGAAGGAGAGAAGAAAGAAGGAGGAGGAUCCGUUUGUUGUCGCUAUCAGCUAUUUUAGAGACGUUAAAGCAGGAACUCCAAUUUUGGGGAAUGAUGAGUUGGGGAAGAACCUGGCACUGGUGGAAAAAGUGGCCUUCAAUACGGGACUUCCCCCAGAGGCCAUCGCUGUGAUGCUGGAGUUUGCCAUGAGUCUGCGCAUGGGUUCCGGUCCAUGCGUGCGGGUUCUAAAGUGUCUGAUUCCUAACUCUGUGGUGCCACAGCAUGCAGUCCUCAGAGCUGUGGUAUUGCUGACCAUUGGAAAAUUACCCAUCAGCACUCAGGUUUUGUUCCUCAAGUGGAUCCUGACUAUGUUUGACAUGAUUGAUGCAAAAGACGAACUGCGUGCAAUUUAUGGCAUAAUCUUCAGCCUUGUAACGGAGGAAAAUCUGUGUCCUUACGUUUGCCACCUGCUCUACCUUCUAACUAGAAAAGAGAACGUGCAAGUCUACCGAGUCAGGAAGCUGCUUGAACUACAGUCUAAACUGGGUCGACAGCCGUUUCUGCUCCACCUGCUCUCGCUCUACAAGGUCUUUUGUCCUGAGCUGGUCAAAUUGCAUGUUUUCUCUUCGCUACAGAUUGAAUUUAAAAACCAUAACUCUCCGUGGAAGUCAGCGCUGAUGGCCGUCCAGAAGAGGAACGGUAGUCAGGUGGCUUGCAGCAGCCUGCCGUUUACGCUUGCGAAUAAGAGCAACGUACGGAAAAGGAAACACAUCCACCUGCAGUUUCCUGCUGUGAAUUCUGUUAUGAACAGAGACGCCUCCUGCAACAACAAACUUGUUCCACUGCAGCAGAUCAACUCCUUCUCUGAGCUUCUAAAGAAUCUGCACCGAAUCGAGCUCCCAGCUCAGAUGGGAUCACUCCUGACCUCCGGUGUGGCCCUGCACUACCUAUACUGUGUUCAGAGCGAGUCGGCUCUCCUACGUCUCAACUUCUGGCUUGGUUUUGCCCUCCAGGAAGAUUUUCUCUUCUGUUCUGACGGAAAAGGCUUUCAAGAGUCAGAGGAAGCGGUUGAGUUUUUGGACAAAUUGCUGUCCGCACAGCACUUUCUCCAGGAAUCAUUUGCCAGCACAGAGGUUUUCCUCUACAAGUUCCUGACAGUUUGGGACGGUUCGCUGUUUCGUCCGCAGAUCUUCAGUCUGCUCAGCCAGAUUCCUGUCAUUCCCAGCUCCAAAAUAAAAGAAAUUCUGCUGCAGCCUCUCGCACAGCUCUUCUUCACCUCGUCUGUGGUGUUCAAAUGUGAGGUUAUUGAGUGUCUGAACAGCAUGCUGUCCAGUUGGCUGAUUUGGCACAUGGUGAACGUUCGGGAGGAUGAGCUGGACAUUACUCUCAGCAGUCACUCUACCAUAAACAUGUCCUUGUCGGGGUUCAUGGACUCAGUGUUGGAGCUGAUUCAAUUUGUGGGCCACAUCUCCUCUGUUGGUCUUCAGUUUGAAAGCAGCAGCACCCUCCUCCUGAGGUUCAUCCUGGACUUUUAUGAGACGGUGUGUGACACGUACCUCAAAUUUGGACUUCCUUUAAUUGUGAUGCCGCCUCCUGGUGUUUUCUAUCAAGCUCUGUUUUCCAUUGACCCCGUCAGCGUGGAUCAUCUGGCCUUCAUCAUGUUCAGGUAUAAGGAGAACUUGACUGCGGCCAAGACUCAAGAAAAAGCACCAGAGAAUGCUUUUCACAUCAGCCGGCAAACGUUCCACGAGUUCAACCACUACCUGCAGGUCUUGGUCAACUGCCUGUGGAAUUCCAAGCUAAUUCAUCCCAAAACUGGUUUACAACUGAGAGAGGAGCUUUUGGCCGAGACCAAAAUACCAGACUACAGGCGGAGUUUUGACUUGGUCCAUCACCCUGCUUUUCUCAGCUAUGCCGUGGAUUUCCACCAGAGAUGUUGGCCUGAGAAGGAGCUGGACCUCGGCUGUAUCAAGACGUUUCAGUUCUGGAGCUGGUAUCUUCAGUACCUGUACAGUCAAGGCUACGACGGUCUUCAGCGCAUCGUUCCACUAUCAUAGUACAUAGGACAAUGUCUGGUGUGACCGCAUGAGAGACAUCAGGAUUUUACUACUUUCCAAUCUGGCUUGUAAAAUAAAAUUCAGUUUUAGUGUUUUUGUUGUUGUGUAAAUAGAUUCUGUUUUUUUUUUUAACACAGAAGGUUGGAGCAGGACCAGGUCAAGAAGUUUCGGCAGUACGUGUGUUGAGAUGUCAAUGCUUUUUUUCGAAGGAAAUCAAAUCCUCAUUUUUGUUGUCUUCCUUCACUUUGACCUCGCCCCUGCCCUUGUACAGUUGAAUUGUUUCAUUGUUUCAUGUUGUUUUUACUCAAUUUAAAAGUACCAAUUUGAACCACUUUCCUUGUGUAAACCUUGAUGACCGUCAGCUCACUGCGUCCUCACAUUCCCAUUUUCUCAGCUUUCAGACAUUUGGGGUUUAACAUUCAUUAAAUAAUGACUUCUUUGCUAAACUCAUUCUCAAAGGACAGCCUUUUAAUUUAAGUUCUGAAAAUAAAACUGCAAAGUCAAACUGUUU
This is a messenger RNA of Cynoglossus semilaevis (tongue sole), 2732 nucleotides long. RefSeq names its product centromere protein I (gene cenpi). The record is from RefSeq and is a predicted model, not a curated record. The coding region runs from base 101 to 2221 and encodes 706 amino acids. The transcript is spliced from 20 exons. Gene Ontology annotation, cellular component: kinetochore; inner kinetochore. Lineage: Eukaryota; Metazoa; Chordata; Actinopteri; Pleuronectiformes; Cynoglossidae. Gene Ontology annotation, biological process: CENP-A containing chromatin assembly; mitotic sister chromatid segregation.